AUGGGAUCGAUUCAACCGGCCAGUGGUCUGGGUGAAGAUACAAUUUUAGUCUUGGUCCCUAGAGAUCCUAUGAGAGAGGUCAUCAAUGGAUUGGAAACAAAGUUCCCCGGAGUCAAAGUUCGUUGGCUAAACACCAAGGUCCCCGCCGGUUUGAUGAGAACGGAGGAUAUGCCUCUGGAGAUUUGGGACGGUGUCACGAUUGUGUGCGCUUACCAGAUUCCUGAGGCGUCAUUGCUUCCCAAACUUCGAUUUGUGCAGUUGACAUCUGCGGGAGCCGAUCAAUGUGCCCAGAAUCCGCUGUACAAAGAUGAGAAAAUUACGUUCUGCACCUCGAACGGUGCCCAUCCACCUCAGAUUGCCGAAUGGGUAAUCGGAACUUGGCUGUCUCAUCAACAUCAAUUCGGGAAAUACGGCGAUUACAUGAAAAAGAGUUAUUGGGAACCGGCAUAUCAAGCCAGUUUCGAGGACUCUUCCGGUCUGCGAAUGGGCAUCUUAGGGUACGGGGCGAUUGGACGGCAAUGCGCCAACCUUGCAAAAUCAUUGGGGAUGGAUGUCAUAGCCUUUACCAUGCGUGAGAGGCGAACCCCUGAAUCCCGAAAAGAUGAUAGUUAUUGUGUUCCAGGAACGGGUGAUCCAGACGGAUUGAUACCGUCGAGGUGGUUUCAUGGCACGACAAAGGAAGACCUCAAUAAUUUUCUGAGCCAGGAUCUCGACCUUUUGGUAAUCUGUCUCCCACUCACCUCCUCGACUCGAAACAUGAUUUCCAAGGAACAAUUUGGUAUCCUUUCCAAAAAGAAAGCCUUUCUGUCGAAUGUCGGUAGAGGGGGGCAUGUACAUACCGCUGAUUUGAUUACGGCUCUCGAGCAAGGGCAGAUUCGAGGCGCUGCGAUCGACGUAACUGACCCAGAGCCGUUGCCGAACGACCACCCUUUAUGGAAGGCUCCCAAUCUGUUCAUAACUCCUCACGUGAGCUGGGUAUCGGGCAAUUAUUGGAGCCGUAUCCUCAAUAUUCUUGAGCAUAAUCUUCUGGCUCUCAGUGACGGCACACCUUUCGUUAACAAGGUUAACAAAGAGCUGAAUUAUUAG
Molecule: messenger RNA, 1086 nt
Organism: Rhinocladiella mackenziei CBS 650.93
Lineage: Eukaryota; Fungi; Ascomycota; Eurotiomycetes; Chaetothyriales; Herpotrichiellaceae
Exons: 3
Coding region: 1-1086 (361 amino acids)
Molecular function (GO): NAD binding
Source: RefSeq, a predicted model, not a curated record